Molecule: messenger RNA, 3036 nt
Organism: Xyrauchen texanus (razorback sucker)
Lineage: Eukaryota; Metazoa; Chordata; Actinopteri; Cypriniformes; Catostomidae
Product: chloride intracellular channel protein 4
Exons: 6
Coding region: 313-1071 (252 amino acids)
Source: RefSeq, a predicted model, not a curated record
CCCCCCACCCCGUCGAGUGUUGCAGCGGAGGAGACAUAGCGGACAAUACAUCGGCUUUUCUCCUUCUCAUUUAUACCCUUCUAGACGGCAGUACAUCGUGGAAAAGUGCGUUUGUUUUAUCGGGGGAAAAAAGGCUUUUUUCGGACUUUCUGUCUCACGGUUUCGUUUGGAGAUAGUGUGCAGUCUCAUAUCUGUGCUCGGGAAAGACGGAGGCGUGAAAGAGAGUGCUGCUGGAAAACUUUUUCGCAAGGGUGAAGAAAUAGGGAUCUGUUGUCUUCUUGAACACGUCGACGUGAAGGCGAAAAGUUCGGGAUGUCUCUCUCGGUACCCCAGAACGGUGUAAAGGGGGAUAAUGAACCCAUUAUCGAGCUUUUUGUGAAGGCGGGCAGUGAUGGAGAGAGUAUUGGUAACUGUCCAUUUUCUCAGCGUCUCUUCAUGAUCCUGUGGCUAAAGGGUGUGGUCUUCAAUGUCACCACUGUGGACCUGAAGAGAAAACCAGCUGAUCUGCAGAAUCUGGCCCCAGGAACCCACCCUCCCUUCAUCACCUUUAAUGGAGAUGUCAAGACAGACGUCAACAAGAUCGAAGAGUUCUUAGAAGACGUCCUCUCCCCGCCAAAGUACUCCAAACUUGGUGCCAGGCACCCAGAAUCCAACACUGCAGGCAUGGAUAUAUUCGCCAAGUUUUCUGCUUUCAUCAAAAACUCCAAACCUGAUGCCAACGAGGGAUUGGAAAGGGGUCUGCUGAAGACCUUGCAGAAAUUGGAUGAGUACCUGUGCUCCCCUCUGCCGGACGAGAUUGACCACAACAGCAUGGAGGAGAUGAAGGCCUCUACACGCAAGUUCCUAGAUGGUGAGGAGAUGACACUGGCUGACUGCAAUCUGCUACCCAAACUCCACAUAGUCAAGGUGGUGGCAAAGAAGUAUAGAGGCUUUGCGAUUCCUAAUGACAUGACGGGCAUCUGGAGGUACCUAAACAACGCCUACAAGCGCGAGGAGUUCACCAACACGUGUCCCAGCGACAAGGAGAUUGAGAUUGCCUAUGUUGACGUAGCCAAACGGCUUGUCAAAUAAUGGCUGUUGUUGUCCUCCACUCCCCUCCCUGCGCUGGGACUGUUUAUUUUCCAUCACACGAGAGAGAGAGAGAGAGAAUACAAGCUAUUGACUCCUUUUUUUUUCCUUCUCUUUUUAUUUAGACUAAAUACCCAAUGCAUGAUUUUCCCCUUUCCCAUUGCAGUUCUUUAGGAUAUUUCAUUUAUUGUCAGUACAGCCAGAGAGGCCAUCACACUUCAAUAUUUCGGUCUUUUUUCUUUUCUUUUUUUUCUUAUUUUAAGUGUUAAAGCAGGAAAUGCCAGAUACUGUUGUUGUAUCCAUGGCUAAUAGAGUGUGUGCUUGUGUGUGCUAGACAUGCACACAUAUCUAAUCUUUUCACCCACACUAUGUAGCAAUAACAGUGUGGGUCCACCAGCCAUUUGUUUUAUUGAGGAUUUAAAAUAUGAAAAACAAAAAUGCUUUUUCUAAGCUUGCAAGCUUAAUACUUAUGAAGCAGUUUCUUAUUUGUUUCUGGCUAUAUGCAUAUGAACAGUGUUGAAAGCUCCAGUGUUUAUUUUCAGAGAGUCUUAGAACAGUGUAGCACUCUGGACCCACAUAAUUCUCCAAAUGAUGUUUGAGAUGAAGUACAUAUGUUUAAUGUUAAUAUGUGAAAGUAAACACUUAAAUAUGAAGUCCAUAUCAUAUACAAUAGUUGUCAGUUGUUUGCAGAAAUGGCACCUUACAUAUCAGGUAGUACAUACUGUAGUGAAUUUGUUGAAGCACCUGUUGCCUUUUGAUGAAGGAAAGACCUCUUUAACAGUGACUAUAGAUAUAUGAAGGUAUUCUGUAGAUCUGCCUUAUUCACUCUAGCAUAAUUAUUUAAAUUUGAAGAGUGCUGCACCAUCCUAACUGCAUCCCAUGGCAUGGAAAAACAUGAAAAGAAAAACCUGUGUAGCUCGAGGUAGAAUUACAUUUGCAUUCACAUGAAGUGUCCUUAACAAUACUUGUGAAUAGUAGCAAAACAUGAUUUUAAGGAUAUGGUGAAGUAGACCAGGGGCAUCUCAUUUAAAGAUUGGUUGGGAUUUAAUAAUUUUGAAAGGGUACGAGAUAUCAAAGGAAGCCACACAGCAGGAUUAGUAAAGUUAGUUUGUUUUUAAAGGCUCAGAGUUUUUUUUAUGUUAAUACAGAGCUGUUGUGAAUGUAAACAGAUCUUAAACUGGGUAAUUAGUUUUAUUUGGAGAAAGAUAAAAUGAAAGAAAUUGGGUGCCAUAAUUAUUAUUUUGUAAAGUAUAAUAAAUAUAAUUUCGUUUUCAGAGAUUAACAUAUACAUUCAUGAACUGAAUGUAGCAGAAAGACUUUUAAUGACACCUCUGGCCUUAUACGUUUUCUCAAGGUAGCAGAACAAUGUAUCAUUCAGCUUUACAUACAACUCCAAUACAACAUAUAAGGAAAAAGACAGCCUUGACAUUCAAAAAGAGAUGGCAAAGAGGAAAAAAAUGGUUUGGCAGGAUGUGAGUUGCUGCGCUGUAGGAAAAAAAAAAAAAAAAAGUUUGGUUGUAGGUCUCGAGGAGGCUUGUUUUUUUAAUGCUUCUGCUUGUGCAAAUCCAAUAAUGGAGAAGAUGGUUGUGUCAAAUUCAGGUGGAGUUUUUUGUUCAGCCUAUCCAGUUCAUUUUGUGUUUAGUGCAGGAGAAAAUUGACACCUUAAUAGUUGGACCAGGGGAAGACCAGAAAAAUAUUUCUAAUAAAAUGGAGUUUUUUGUUGUUUGUUUGUUUUUUGAGAAAUGGAGAAAGAGCUGCUCCCUCCAUACUUUUCCCUCCAUGUUUUACUCUUGAGAAACUGAAUGUUAGUACUUUGUGCUCUGCGUGGCUUUUUGUAUGAACCUGUGUGUGUGAACAAGAAACCGGUUUCACAUUAACUACAAAAACACUGCAUGAUUGCCAUAUGCCAUAGCACUCUCAUUAAAUAAACUUCUGGCAGCUAUAUUACAUUUUUUGUUUGGUUAUUCU